Molecule: messenger RNA, 4995 nt
Organism: Menidia menidia (Atlantic silverside)
Lineage: Eukaryota; Metazoa; Chordata; Actinopteri; Atheriniformes; Atherinopsidae
Source: the annotation of a GenBank genome assembly
GCUGGCAUGAUCAAAACAGAGAAAGAGGAAUUUUUUAUCGAGCCGGUGGAGAGGGGUGAUGGAGUGAUAGAAAAGGAGGAGGACGGAGGAGGAGGCAGGACACAUAUCAUCUAUCGCUCUUCAGCUGUUAAGAAAGUGCCCAUCAGCAGCGAAGCGGCGGACUACCACUCCAGAGCAACUUGUUGUCCCAAACAAAGUUUCAUUUUACGCUUCCCAUCUCUGCAGCCAGGACACUCAAAGACUCCCAGCAGGUCUUCCUCCCAGCCGUCAGUCAGUGUGUCAGAGCGCCGCUUUCAGACUGAGCAGGUCUCCAGAGAUAAUGGCUGGGUGCGGCCAUCCUCUGCCCCAGACUGCGCCCCCCACUGCUACUACACUGACCCAAGUACCGCGUAUUCAGUGUACAAAUCCAAACUCAAAAGCUACAGAGUUCAAGUCCUGGAGCUAGCCCCGGGGCUGAUAGAUAUUGUCGGUAACGACAAGCAGGUCCAGAGGACCCUGGGGGCGAGGCCCAGGAGUGGCUGGACAGCAGAUUGUCACAUCUUCACUGCCAAAUGUUUAACUAACGCUCUCAUAGUUCUGUCCAGUGGAACCAGUCAGAGUUGUGAUCUUAGCAAUAGAUCUCCCAUUGGUGCAGAUCUGGGUGGCAUGAUGGACCUGGAGUCUCUGUACAGAGGGGUGGAGCAGAGCAUAAACCACACCCGAGCGGGCCGCGUGCGCAGACAGAGCCUCGACAGAGCCUACAACAUUGAGGUGCUGCUGGGUGUGGACGACUCCGUGGUCCAGUUCCAUGGAAAGGAGCACGUGCAAAAGUACCUGCUCACACUCAUGAAUAUCGUGAAUGAGAUCUAUCAUGACGAGUCUUUGGGAGCGAAAAUCAAUGUGGUUCUGGUGCGGAUAAUCAUGCUGGGCUAUGGCAAGUCCAUGAGUCUGAUUGAACUUGGAAACCCAUCUCAGAGUCUGGAGAAUGUAUGUCGCUGGGCCUUUCUGCAGCAGAAGCAGGACACGGGGGAUGCGGAGUAUCAUGAUCAUGCCAUUUUCCUCACGCGACAGGAAUUCGGUCCCACGGGCAUGCAGGGUUAUGCUCCAGUGACAGGGAUGUGCCAUCCAGUGAGGAGCUGCACAUUAAACCAUGAGGAUGGUUUCUCCUCUGCUUUUGUGGUGGCACACGAGACCGGACAUGUGCUGGGGAUGGAGCAUGAUGGUCAGGGAAACCGCUGUGGAGAUGAUGUGCACCUGGGGAGCAUCAUGGCUCCUCUGGUGCAGGCUGCCUUCCACCGCUUUCAGUGGUCCAGAUGUAGCAUGCAGGAGCUGGGACGCUACCUUCACUCCUAUGACUGUCUACGCGAUGACCCGUUUGACCACAACUGGCCAUCGCUGCCUCAACUUCCUGGUUUGCACUACUCUAUGAAUGAACAGUGUCGCUUUGACUUUGGUGUGGGCUACACAAUGUGCAUCGCGCUACAAAAGGUGGGCCAGUCAGGAACACAGUACCGCACAUUCGACCCAUGCAAGCAGCUGUGGUGUAGCCACCCAGACAAUCCAUUUUUUUGCAAGACCAAGAAAGGACCACCCAUUGAUGGAACCAUGUGUGGGAAUGGCAAGCACUGCUUUAAAGGUCACUGUGUCUGGUUGACUCCUGACAUCAUGAAGCAGGAUGGAAAUUGGGGCUCAUGGAGCGAGUUUGGCCAGUGCUCCCGUACCUGUGGCGGAGGAGUGCAGUUUCGCACACGCGACUGUGACAAUCCAAGACCAGACAAAGGAGGCUUGCCCUGCAUGGGAGCAACUUACCAGUUCCAGAUGUGCAACACCAACAAAUGCGAGGAUAUCUACAGCGACCCGAGAGAGGAGCAGUGUCAUGCUUUUGACCACAGCAAAAAGCACCACUGGCUGCCUUAUGAACACACAGACGCUAAAAAACGCUGCCACCUGUACUGUCAGUCGAAGGAGAUACGGGAUGUGGUCCUCAUGGAGAGGAUGGUCUUGGAUGGCACACGCUGCUCAUACAAGGACCCGCACAGUGUGUGUGUGCGUGGGGAGUGUGAGAAAGUUGGCUGUGACGGCGUGGUCGGCUCCUCAAAGCAGGAGGAUAAAUGUUUCCUCAAAGUUCUUGAAAUACCCAGAGGAGCGAGACAUUUGCUAAUCCAAGAGCUGAAGGCCACCUCACACACUAUUGCUGUGAAGAACUUGGCAUCAGGACUGUUCUUCCUAAAUGGUGAAAAUGAAUACCCAGAAUCCCGUUCGAUCAUAGAGAAGGGUGUGGAGUGGGAAUAUGAGAAUGACAACGACAAGGAAACCCUUCAGAGUACUGGACCUCUUAGACAUGGAAUUCUAAUUAUGAUGAAAUUACAUGGGGAUGAAGAUAUAAAUUUAUCCUAUAAGUACAUGAUGAAUAUGGAAAUAGACUUUGCUAUUCAAAACAACAUGCUGGUGGAGGACAGUGCCUAUGAGUGGGCUCCCAAGAGAUGGUCUUAUUGCUCCAAGCCUUGUGGUGGAGGGAAGCAGUACCUGCGAUAUGGCUGUAGAAGAAAGGUUGACAGCAAAAUGGUUCAUAAGAGCUUCUGUAACAAGUCCAACAUGAAACCCAGAGGAGACAUCAGAGACUGUAACCAGAAGCCCUGCCCUCCACCCAUCUGGGUGAUGGGAGAGUGGCAGAACUGCAGCAAACCAUGUGGAAAGACUGGCCUACAAGUCCGCUCUGUCACCUGUGUGCAGCCUUCAUAUGACAACACCACACGAAUCAUCCACAACAAACACUGCAACGACGACCGUCCGGAAGCCCGCAGACCCUGCAACCGACACGCCUGCCCAACCCAAUGGAGAGUUGGCCCAUGGUCACAGUGCUCUGUGACAUGCGGUAACGGGACCCAGCAGAGGCAGGCUCUAUGUCACACCAGGGACAACACCAUUGGCCUGUGUCUGGAAAGCAAACCGGAGACCAUAAGAGUUUGUCGCCAGGAACCAUGUCGCAAGGGCUCAUCAGACCUCAGCAAGAACGGCAACAUUCUGAUCCAGUGGUUGCCUCACCCAAACCCCAAAUACACAAGGAUCUCACGCUUCCGUUGUCAUGGAGACCGUUCUGUGUUCUGCCGCAUGGAGGCACUGAAGCGCUACUGCUCUCUGCCGGACUACCAGCGUAUCUGCUGCAAGACCUGUAGCAACAUAAACAGUACAGAACCUGUUUCCGGCUCCACUAUCACACCCACUCGCAUCACCUCCGUGUGGCCCAGAGUUACAGCUCCUCCAUCCUCUGACAUCCCGAUGUCUGGCAUUGCCACCCCUCGACCUACCGAAGAUGUCAUCACCACCAUUUCAGCUUCCACUAUGUAUUCCUGGUUCACCACUCAACCUUCUACCAUUCAAACCAUUGAGUCCACCUCAGAUUCACAGAGUAUUCCAGAAAUAUUGCCCAUUUAUCCAUCAACAGCUCCUGUCCCCCAUACCACCAUUCCCAAGGACAUCACCACAGUGGCUACAAGCUUUCCUGUGUAUGAGAACUCAGAUCCACUGUUAGAAAAUACUGUAACAGCUGAAACGACUGGCAUGGAUUUAACUGUAACAAACAGUCCAAUCAUGACAAGUCCAUCAGAAAGCACGUCUAAAACUGACAUCCUGUUACAAUCUAAACCAGAAAAGAAAAUCCAGCCAAAACACAAAGGAAAGUUAAUUCCACCAAAGACCAAUUUUAAAAAGAGCACAAAUACUCCAAAACCUACUACUCCAAAAAAGACUACCCCAUCAAAGACCACACCAAAAAAGACUCCACCAUCAAAGACCACACCGAAAAAGAUUUCCCCAUCAAAGACCACAACAAAAAAGACCCCUCCAGCAAAGACCACUGUGAAAAAGACCCCUCCAGCAAAGACCACUGCGAAAAAGACCCCUCAAUUAAAAAGUACUUCACCAAAGACUACUCCAAAAAAGACCACUCCAUUGCACACUACUCCUAAAAAAGCUACUACUGUGAAGGUCACUACAGAGAAGAAAAACAAGCCUUCUCCCAAUCCCAAAAAGAAUAUAAUGCCAAAGACAAAAGUCACAAAAACAUACCAAACAAAGACACAUCUCCAAAAGAAAAACUUCCAGGAACCAUCAUCUAAAAAAACUCCACCAGCCAAGCUGAAUCAGAAAGCCAAGGAGAAAAAGACUCCUUCAAACCAGAGAACACUCUCUUUUUAUGAUACAACUAUCACCCCCUACGGAAGCAGUGAAACAUCAAGAGAGGGUGUACUUUCCAGCAGCAGUGAACGUGGGACGAUGGUGAGCCUGCCCAUCCCUGAGUCAAGGAUCAAUGUCACACACAUCAGUAAUGAUGACGGUAUCACAGAUAUAACUCCCCUGUGGUACCAAGACAGCAGCGACACAGAAAGUACAACACCCACCCCCUCUGUCAAUUUCAUAAAUCCCACUGGAGGCAUUAAUGAUGAGGCUGUCACGAUGCCCACCGAAACAAUGGCGUAUAGUGACACCACAAUGACAAGCAGCGGGGAUAGUGUGGAGACAAGCGGGACCUUUCCAAGUGAUGACGAAUCCUACGUCAGUUCAGGAGUGGUCAGUGAUACAGUUGUGCUGGAAGAUGGCCUCUCCAUGGUGAUCCCUACCAUAAACAGUGAGGACAUGACAGAACUCGUCCCAUCACCUUGGCAGGACCUCUCUGAGUACAUCCCUGUGAGCUUGCCCAUUCCCACAGUGACUUCAGACUCUGCUGUCUCCUCACCCCCUCCGACAAUCCCGCCCACAAAGGAAGAACCAGCCACCAUAGCCGCCAUUUCUACCCUAAGGCCUCAGCAAAGAGCUUCAGAGUACAGUGAGAACAAUUCCAUUGAUAUGCUUUACAACAGGGUCGUCAGCGUGGACAGUGACGUCUCCCAGAACAACCUUAUCCAAAAGCGGCGGGUCAACCUCAGAGAAAAAACCAGGAACAAACGCAUACAAGAGCUUCUCGAGGAGAAGCGAAACUUUCUCCUCAGGAUGAAGAGAGGUCACACUUCACAAUAG